AUGACAGCAUCAUCACCACCACAUGACACAAAGCAAUUAGGAACGCAAAGAGAAAAAGAAAAAGGAAACCCAAAGAAAAAGGUUAUUUUGUCAACAGAAGGGGAGGAGAAGAAAAGCUCCACCCGUCGUGCGCCGGGGUGCCCGCGUGCCUGCCUGCCUUCUUCAGCCCCCCACCCCCCCUCUUCUCUCCAACGGCGACGAGCGAAUCGCGUGAAUGAGAUGAGAUGGGACUGGGAGACGCCGGCGACGGAAGCGGAGGCGGAGGCGUUGCAGGAGCGCAUCUGGGACCUCCACGACAAGCUCAGCCACGCCAUCCUCGCCCUCUCCGCCUGCGCCGGCCUUCCGGCCUGCCGCUGCCGGGGCGCCCCCAACGGCCACGUAAUCCUCAAGGGGCAGCGGCCGCCGCAGGGGGGAGGGCACGUCGACCUUGCCGCGGCGGCGGCGGCCAUGGCGGACGCGCGGGGCCUGCACGCCAUCCGCACCGCGCUCGAGGACCUUGAGGGCCACCUCCACUUCCUUCGCGAUGUUCAGUCACAACAGCGUGCCGAUCGAGAUGCCGCGAUUGCUAGGGUGCAGCAAAGUCGUAUUCUCCUUGCUGCAAGGUUGGCUGAACAUAGAGGAAAGGGGCAUGGAGUCAUUGAGGAAGCCUUGGGUUUUGUGGGUGAUGUGCGUGACAAGAGCCAUUUUGUCUCGCCCGAAGAUGUGUAUGGGAUGCACAGCCAAUCAGGGGAAGAUGAGGAGGAUCGCAGGGGGCAUGGUUCAAACAUGGUGGUGCGUGUGGUAUCCUGCAGUUUUGCUUUAGCCAAGAACAUUUUAAGAUUCGAGACGAUGGGUAGUGUGCUGGGUAAUGCUACUGUGUUUGCAGUAAGUAUGCUCACAUUCUUGCAGCUUCAUCAAUUGGCCUCUGGUAAACAAAUGCCAGCGGUCCAGUAUAGGAGAACCGACAAUGUUUCUCUCUCUGGAGGGUCAAGAAAAGACACUAAAGGAAAGCAUCUGGAAGUGUUAUUAGCUAGAGGUUGA
Molecule: messenger RNA, 1020 nt
Organism: Triticum turgidum subsp. durum (durum wheat)
Lineage: Eukaryota; Viridiplantae; Streptophyta; Magnoliopsida; Poales; Poaceae
Source: the annotation of a GenBank genome assembly